AUGUGGGAGCCAAAGUGCCGCCGUGAAGCUGCAGCAGUUCUUGGAUACUGCGCUUGCAGAGCACAGUUCUUAGCCAUGCUAGAUGUGGCUGGCGAGGACCUCCGAUGUUUGGGCCACGACCUGUACCGAGACUACUUUGAGGAUGUCCGGCAGCAUGUCGAAAACCAGACGUUGCAGGAGGGCAUCCUGGGCUCACGUGUGGAGAAGCUGGUGGCGAACUUGGCGCCCAGCCUCAUGGGGAGCUGCCCAGAGGUCUCUCUUCUAGGUCGUAUUGUGGUGGUGGAGCGGAUCUGCCAGAGCCUUCUACAGAACCCACUUUCGGCAGAUGCUUCAGACAGGCAGGAAGUCCUCCUACAAGACGUGAAGGAUAUGAUCCCAAACUUGGAGGCCAACCUGAGAAUUGGAUAUCUCACGCAGCUGCCUGAGCUCAUUGUAUCUCACCUUCUGGAGGGUGCUUGCGGGAAGAUGAUCCAGGCUGAGCGGGAUGCUGGCGAAAUGCAUGGAGUCUUAGAGCCCAGCUAUCGUUGGCCCCAGCCGCAUUUGGCCGACGAAUCGUUAAAGCAACGCGGCCUGGACUGUGAAGAGGCGGAGCUCAUCCAGGUUGGUGCGGAGCCGGCAGAUGCCAUUGGAUGGGACAAGACUCCUUUAUUCUUCGCCGAUUUGGAUCACCCAAUGCCCUAUGAUGGCCGCCUCACCAACCUCGAGUUUCCCUUUGUAUCCGAAGAGGACCAGGAGAUCCGCCUCGAUGUGAUCCUCCUGCGGCCGCGCAUCAGCGCUGGGCGUUCGGUGUACGUGCGCCGGGGCACCAUGGUGUUCGCCGGUGACAUGGUGAGGGAGGAGCUCUUCGUUUGGCGCGGGGACAUCCUGGCCUUUGCUGGAACUGGAGCUCGCAUGCUCUAUCGCAACUGCUCCAGCUGCCAUGCUGCUGUGCUCCCAGUGAUGCAGUCCUCACACUUCCUCAAGGUGCAGAAGCAAGAGAACAUCCAGCUGGGCGCCACCCUUCCCAGGGCCUACAGCUGGUCAGCAGAGCUCGCGCCCAUGCGGUGCCGAUCGACCGGCUGGCAUCCUCCGAGCGCCCCUUUGCCGCCCCGACGCCCCGCGCGCUCACCCAGCAGCUCGGCAGCGUCCUGCACCGGUCAUAACUGGGUGACGCGCAGCUGCCGCUUCCGACGGAUGUGCUACGAUGUCGAGGCGGAAAGUUUUGAGUUCUAUGGAGGCCCAAGCGAGGACUACAUGGUGGGCCUCUCGAUGUUCAGCGAUAGCCGCAUGACCUGGAAGCCCAAUCUGGUGGAGGCUCGCUGGCGUGAACCCGAAGGGUCCGUGCCAAGUCUUGAAGAGGAGCAAGAUGGAGCAAGCAUGCUGACAGGUGACUCUUGA
Durusdinium trenchii is the source of this 1377-nucleotide messenger RNA. NCBI's taxonomy places the organism in Eukaryota, Dinophyceae, Suessiales, Symbiodiniaceae. The record is from the annotation of a GenBank genome assembly.